AACAUAGUGGCAAAUAGAUAUGACGGUUUCUGUUGUACCUUCCGUGUCUAUCUCUUCAUUUCUCCGACAAACCCGAAACGCUAGAACCUUCCCCAUCAUCACAUUGAUCCGGUGCUCCUCAUCAAAAUCAUCGACCAUGGAGGAGCAUCCAAAGCGCGUGGUGGUCUGCGGCGGCGGAGUCAUCGGAGUCUGCACGGCUUAUUUUUUAGCGAAGAGAGGCGCCGCCGUGACGCUCGUCGAGAAAUCCGCCGUGGCAUGCGCCGCUUCCGGAAAAGCCGGUGGGUUUCUCGCUCUCGACUGGUGCGACAGUGGGGCCCUCUCUUCUCUCGCCCGCGCCAGCUUCGAUCUCCACCGUUCACUAGCCCAAGAACUCGACGGCCCCCAAUCCUACGGCUACAGACCCCUCACCACUCUCGGCCUCUCCAUCGCCGAAACCGAGUCCCAAGCCACUCCCUCCGCCUCCGGUUCCAAACCCUCCAGUGUGCCUAAUUGGGUUGAUGGGCCGGUUCGGAGCCCCAAAAUCAUUGGGACCCCUGAUACCACGGCCCAAGUUCACCCCCAGUUAUUCACUCGGACCCUGAUUUCGAAAGCGGUUGAGAAUUACGGUGCGGAGGUGGUGAUUGGGAAAUUGGAGAGCGUGGAGGUGGAGGAAGGCCGAGUCAAAUCGGUGGCGCUCGAAGGUGGCCGAGUUAUUGAGUCGGAUGCGGUGGUUUUGGCGCUUGGACCUUGGUCUUGUAAAUUGGAGCUAUUGUCAUCGAUAUUUAGAGUGCACGGUUUGAAAGCUCAUAGCAUUGUUUUGGAGCCUAAAAACCCCGAUUCUAUAACCCCACAUGCACUUUUCCUAACUUACCAUCCAUCUCAAGGAGGAAAACCCUUGGACCCCGAAGUGUAUCCUCGUCCCACAGGGGAGGUGUACUUGUGUGGGAUGUCUGCGGAGGAAGAGGUACCGGAUGAUCCGGAGCAAAUAGUUGGGAACCCGGAGGCGAUAAAGGUGCUAAAGAGGGUGGCUAAGACUGUGUCGAGUCAAUUGGGGGAAGGAGAGGCGGAAGUGAAGGCGGAGCAAGCGUGUUUCUUGCCUUGUACUGAUGAUAGUGUGCCUGUGAUAGGGGAGGUUCCGGGGAUUCGAGGUUGUUAUGUGGCAACUGGCCAUAGUUGUUGGGGUAUUUUGAAUGGUCCUGCCACUGGGGCUGCAAUGGCUGAGCUUGUGUUGGAUGGGCGUGCUUCAAUUGUGGAUCUUACUGUGUUUAGUCCUGCUAGAUUUGUUGGGCGUAGCAGGAGAGGAAAGGUUUGAUUUUAUUUUGUUUAUUUGGGUGUUGGUUGAAGUUGAACCAUAAAUAAUUAGAUGAUCCUGUUGUGGUAAUUGUUUCUAAAUAAAUCUUCAGUUUUGUCUGUAUCAAAAUGCCACUACAAGUGCAACACUACUCAUGGAGUUUCACUUUGGUCAGUUAUGUUAUACAUAAUAACAUACUACUUCAAUAGAUUGAAAACUAGAGUAUAUUGCGGAUGCCUUCUUA
Messenger RNA from Quercus robur (English oak), 1514 nucleotides. Its product is annotated as putative oxidoreductase TDA3. Gene Ontology annotation, cellular component: cytoplasm. The record is from RefSeq and is a predicted model, not a curated record. NCBI's taxonomy places the organism in Eukaryota, Viridiplantae, Streptophyta, Magnoliopsida, Fagales, Fagaceae. Gene Ontology annotation, molecular function: oxidoreductase activity. Bases 20 to 1291 code for a protein of 423 amino acids. The transcript is spliced from 2 exons.